AUGACGCACAAGGGAAAGGCGGCUGCUGCAGCAGUGUCGUCUUUCAGACGGACACCUGCUCAAGCUCACAAUGUUGGUCUUAUGAAUGUUCUCAGCACACUGGAUGGCGUCGUUGUGGACAUUGACAAGCGCAUAAAAGCUGUAGCAGUUUCCGAAGGCUCCGAAGCAGAAGCAAUAGCCCAUCUGUCUUCCAGUGCUAAGGCCGUUGGUACUGGUAAAAUCACGCCAAAAGAAGCCGAAUCAAUGUGCGCUGAAAGAGUAGUUUCUUGUCGUAAGAUGAUCGCGGACCUGGAGUACGCCACGUUGGGGCACUAUCUACAGACAAUCGCAAUACAGCUGGAGGCCAUAUUCGCGAAAAUGCAUGAUGAGUCUUUUGGUGACCAAAGUGCAACAUCUGGAAUAGCAGCUUCUAGAGACACGUUGCAAAGCAGCAGUGGAGUGCGUCCGUCACAAGGCACAGGCGGCUCAAAGUACAUGCAAGAAUUCAGUGACGCAUUUGCUGUGAUUGUAGAAGAGCAUCUGCGCCGCCUCCCCAUUGCCACAUUCACCACCGAGUGCCUGGCGGAUUUUGUAGAGCGACUCAUCUCGGUGUUCACCCGGCACGCAUCCUUGCUACGCCCGCUCACCGAACACGGUAAAUUGCGUUUGGCGAAUGAUGUGGCACAACUAGAGUUACAGCUAGAGCAUAUUGUGCCAUUGCGCAAUGCUGGAGUCUCAUACGAAGAGCUUCGCGCGUUUCGCCACAUGAUUUUCUUGGAGACGAGUGAGAUCUUACGAGAUAGCACGAUCGAUAAAAUUCGACCAAGCAACGUGUGGCACCAUCUUACGUCCCGAGCUCCGUCUGAGCUUCAACUGCCACAUCAGAUGAAACGAUGGACAGCUUCGGCGUACAUUGAGUGGCUGGAUACCCGCGCGGCUACAGAACAGUCUGUACCUCGUACGACCCCUCCGUCUUCGAUCAGCAACUCAUCUGCGAUGGUGACACCACAGAGUGAGCUACCGCUCGGUUACCCGUACUUGAAAGAUCUCCGACUAGCCUUGCAAGCUGAAAAGCAAGCCUGGAAAGAAGUAGGCAAAUGCCUUGAUGCGUACUCUCAGCGAGUGAGCGCUUCGGUAAAUGCUGAAUUGAGUCCGAUUUGCGACUUGCUACAGGAGUCGAAUGCUAUACUGUUGGCAGGCUACGAAGCAACGGUGUAUCGUCAAUUGUAA
Molecule: messenger RNA, 1209 nt
Organism: Peronospora matthiolae
Lineage: Eukaryota; Oomycota; Peronosporomycetes; Peronosporales; Peronosporaceae
Source: the annotation of a GenBank genome assembly